This is a messenger RNA of Brassica rapa (field mustard), 3983 nucleotides long. Its product is annotated as glutamic acid-rich protein-like. The record is from RefSeq and is a predicted model, not a curated record. NCBI's taxonomy places the organism in Eukaryota, Viridiplantae, Streptophyta, Magnoliopsida, Brassicales, Brassicaceae.
GAGGUAAAGUCUCAAUCUUUACUAUUGAUGGGCUUUUGAAUCACUCAUGAUUCUGAGUUUCUCUGGUUGUUUGCUUCUUACGUUAAGUGCCCUUCUCUUGUGGACUUUACUCUGGAUUGCCCUAGUAACUCCUAUGUUCAUUCUAUUUUAUCCCACCAAUUAAAAACAAUAUAAUUUUUAAUAUAUUUUAAUCAGAAACGUGGUGAAAAUCGAAAUUGCCCUUAAUGAAACCAAGUAUUUACAGGAUCCAACCUAAACUAUUUGACUCGACCCACUAUUAGUCGGAUCCUUAACCAGAUCGGCGCGUUCCUUUCUUUUUUCUCUUCCUUUGUCGUCUCUCACUCUCUUCUAAACCUUCUAAACCUGAAAAUUGAAAAAAAAUCCUAGAACCGACGAAAACGAUGAAGCCCACCGCAUUGACUGUUUCCUUCAUUGCUUCUUCUCUGAUUUUCCCUUAGUCCCUCGUGCCCUUCCUUGUUACUCUGAUUUCAUCAUUUCCCCAAACCAGUCCGUAACCCUAGAUUUGACGAAAUCAAUUGAAAAAAUUGAUCGAAUCAACUGCUCCUGCGGCGUAUUCUGUUCUCCCGCUCCUUCUGUCGGCGACGCAAUCGACGGAACCCUAGACUUCAUCUCCCAUCUCCUGUUUUCGUUCUCGUCUCUUCCGUGUAAAAGGUAUUUUCUCUAGGGCAAUUUUUGAUUGAUUUUGUUGUGGGUUUGGGUUUGAAAGUCCGUUUGAAAGUAUUGUGGUUGAAAAUCGGUUAGGUUCAGAUUUUUUUCAGAAUGAGGAUUACAAAGACUGAAACUUGGACACGUUUGGUUUUGAGGUUAUAGAGAUUGAAAGUUUGGUUUCAGAUUUGAGAUAAGUCUAGUAAUUAUUGAAGACUAACUGUUUUGGUGAUAGAGUGUCCUAGACUGUUUGAUAUGUGAAACCGAGUUGAGUGAUUGAUUAAUUGUGAUGUAGUGAUCGAAUUGAUUGGUUGGAGUUUUAUUAUUGAAUGAAUGAUUUAGGGUUUUGAGAUCAGACAGCUAUAAGAAUCAAUGAUUUAUUUUGUAGAUAUUUCAUUGAAUGGGUUUGUUAGCGUUGGUGGUUAUUGAACGUUUGUUGUGUAUGUAUAUAUUCAGGGGAUCAAGAUAUUGAGAGGCUAUAGAUAAUGGCAGGCCGAGGUCGAGGGAGAAAAAAAUCUCAGCAGAAAAAGUCCACAAAAAGAAAUAGUGCUCCUGUAGAAGAGCAGCAUGUAGAAGAACUUUCAACAGAGAAUGAUAGUGAUGAUCUGUCAGCACACGGAAUUGAGUCUGAUAAUCAGGGAACCGAUAAUCAGUCUGCAUCAUCUCAGGUAAAUUAUCUCCAAAUGCUAAUAAACAGACUAGUAAGAAACAAAUGCUAAUGUAAUUUUUAUUUGGUUUACAGGAGUGCCAACCACUGCCACCUGAUGAGCUUUGUUUCAAGAACACCGAGUUCACCCAGACGUGUAAGAUACAGAGCAAGUGUUAUGUGACCGAGACGGUGAAGUUUCUGAAGAAGGCUAGGUUUAAGCCUGAGCUCCAGUGGUUUGAAAACCACCCUCAGUUUUGCCAUUUUUUUCACAUGCCCGAUGAACCAAACUUGAAGCUGCAGGGUAUGUGGAUGCUUCUACUGCGCACUGUUCCUUUACAUGAGUCAGAGGACACAUCUUGGUUUGCUGUUAAUGGAGUGCCCAUUCGGUAUUCAAUGAGAGAGCAUGCUCUCAUCUCGGGAUUGGACUGCCAUGACUACCCGGCUAAGUAUAAGAAGAUUGGAAGCUUUGCGUUUGUAGACAGGCAUUUCAAAUCACAUAAGGAGAUCACUAUGCUAUCUGUGAGAGAGAAGUUGUUGAGUAUGAGUGCGUGUGGGGAUCGACUCAAAAUGGCAGUGCUUUACUUCUUAGGCACGAUUAUCAGAGGGAAGGGAAGGUAUAAUGCCCCGUUCGACCCUUUCAUAUUAAGAAUCGUCAACGAUGUGGAGGUUUGUAAAACCUUUCCUUGGGGUCGGUUGACGUUUGAAGAUGCUCUCCGGUCCAUCACUCGCGUGAUGAAGCAUCUGAAAGGGAAACCUAAGAAUAAUGUCAACUUUCCCGGGUUCAUAAUUCCUUUGGAGAUUCUGGCAUUUGAGUGUAUCCCAGCUCUGAAAGCACGAUUUAGAGAAGGUGUAGAAGGCUGUAUGAGUAAGUGUCCGAGGAUGUGUAAAAAAGCGGUUCCAAAGUAACAGCAUGAAGGGCUAUCCUCUUGAGGAUUUGUACGACACACUAGGAGAAAUUAAGGUUAUUGAAAGUGUUCUUGUUCCUACUGUUGAUGAGGAACCUCUCAUGGCACGCUUAAUGGAUGGGGAGCCAGACUAUGAAAAUGAAGAAGGCGUGAGUAAUUUGUGGAGCACGUGGUUGACUGUUAAGGAGAAGCCUAUCUUUUGGCAAGAACUCUAUGAGUUAGAUGUGGCUGCAAGGGAGUUUCCUCAGAAGAAAGACAAAAGGAAAGUGCAUGAAGAAGCAUCCUCCUCUAAUACAAGUUUGGAGGACGUUUUGAAAGGGUUUGAAGAGAGGUUGAUGACAAGUUUGAGUGAAGUGAAUGGGAAGGUGGAAAAAAUGAACAAGAGGCUUGGGAAGAUUGAACGUUGCCAAGUUGUUUUAAAAAAGAGGUGUAAAAGGAUGAAGGCAAUGGAGAAGAAGCUUGAGAAGAUUGAAGAUUGCCAAUAUUAUUUAAAAAAGAAGGCCAAGAAGGUGGAGAAAGAAAUGAAGGAAAUGAAAGAGAAGGAGGAGGAUAAGGAGAACAAUGACGGUUUCGACUAUCAAGGCAUGGAUUAUGACUGGGAUGGGCAGCGGAAUGACAGCAAUGGAGCGGACGCAACAACCAAAGAACCUGAAGAUGCAGAUAUGGUUGAAAAUACAGAGGUGGUAGAAGAGAAAGAGAGUGAAGAAGACGCUCAGAAGGACGAUAGAGGUUCUGAGGAAGAGACAGAACCUGAACCUGAAGCAGAAGCAGAAGCUGAAGAAGACAAAGAAAAAGAGGAUGAGGAAGAGAGUGAAGAAGAGGCUCAGAAGGAACCUGAUGAGGUUGAGAUGAAUGAAGCCAAUGAGAUUGAAGAAGAGGUUGAAACAGAGGCUCGGGUUGAAGUUGAAACAGAGGCUCGGGUUGAAGUUGAAACCGAGAAAACUCCUACACCACCACGUGGUAGGACUAAGGCAGCAGCCGCGAGGAGACAAAUCCUAACAACACCAGAAAAGUUAUUCGGAAAGGCUGAAAAAAUGGUGGAAGAAGAAAUGUUAGAGCCUGAGGAAGAGACUGGAAAAAUGAUGGAGGAAGAGGUGGAAGAAUCUGAGGAAGAGGCUGUAAAAAUGGUGGAGGAAGAGGUGGUAGAGCCUGAGGAAGAGGCUGGAAAAAUGGUGGAGGAAGAGGUGGUAGAGCCUGAGGAAGCGGCUGGAAAAAUGGUGGAGGAAGAGGUGGAAGAACCUGAGGAAGAGGUGGAAGAACCCGAGAAAGAGACUGAAAAAUAUACUGAGGAAGAAAAGCAAGAGUGGUACAUGGUUGUCUACGAAGGCAGUACUUGUGAAACGAAGGAAGCUGACAAGGGAGCAGCCAAGCCUUCUGGAACUGGGGUCAAGCAUAGGCCGAAACAAAUGGCAUUGAGGAAGCACACUACUAAGCAGGCUCUUAAACCGAGGGGUAGACCGAGAAAGGAUACUGAACCAAAGAAAUUCACAACGCCAGAACAGACAAAAAGGAUACGUUCACGUUCACAGUGGGUUUCCACUCCUUUCACUGAAGCUAACACUGAUGAGAUUGAAGGGCGCAAGAAGAAGCCUAGAACAAAGGCGUAGAAGACAAGAAGCUUAACAUAUUUUGGGUGUUUAGUAUUUAUCUCGGAUUUGUUGUGAACUUAUGUAAAAAGUUAUGUUUUGUUGCUUGCUGGUCUGUAAAACUUGAAUGAUAUCUCUUAUGUAGGAUGCUCUGUGUUGUGUGAUUGUCUUGCAGCA